AUGUCCUCUGGAAAAUCUAAGGCUCAAUCUUUGAAGGUAACUCAUGUUUGUCCACUAUGCAGAAUUUCGCAUAAAGCCUGUAGAACCAUAAAGUGUGGGGUUGGAGAGAAAUUUCUUGAUUUUGGAAUUGCAAAGCCUUGGCUUGUAAAUUGCAACAAAGAGUUAUGCUCUCUGUUCAAAGAGUUUAAGGGUGAUCCAUGCCAACGAAAGCAAUUCAAGGUGGUGAUUGAGGAAAGAAUGCAUGAAGUCUAUCAUAUAUGUGUCAUCUUGGAAAAACAAUACUCUGAUGAUCACGACACGUUUACAGAUAAGUUCUUUAAAGUGAUUUCAGAUUUCUAUGAUGACCUUAUCGAAGAGGUGAAACUGAUUGAAGCCAUUGAUAUGGACGACAGUGAUGAUGAUUUUACAAUCCCAAAGCCUCCUUCAAUCUUGGUACAAUCUUCUUCGUCUCCAUCGCCUUAUAGUAGUAGAACAGUCUUGCAACAUACGACUCCAUCAUCAAUUUGCUCUCCUUUUGCCAAUUCCGAGGAGGAUAUUGUGUUAUCGGGAUUAGUCAACCAAACUUCAAGUAUGAAAAAGCGCAAGAAAAGUCAAGCUCUUUCUGAAGACGAAAAUGAAGACUGA
Molecule: messenger RNA, 624 nt
Organism: Naegleria lovaniensis
Lineage: Eukaryota; Heterolobosea; Eutetramitea; Acrasida; Naegleriidae
Exons: 1
Coding region: 1-624 (207 amino acids)
Source: RefSeq, a predicted model, not a curated record